Manis pentadactyla (Chinese pangolin) is the source of this 3628-nucleotide messenger RNA. It is a transcript of the gene PLK4, whose product is annotated as polo like kinase 4. Bases 246 to 3149 code for a protein of 967 amino acids. The transcript is spliced from 16 exons. Gene Ontology annotation, biological process: protein phosphorylation. Gene Ontology annotation, molecular function: protein kinase activity; protein binding; ATP binding. The record is from RefSeq and is a predicted model, not a curated record. NCBI's taxonomy places the organism in Eukaryota, Metazoa, Chordata, Mammalia, Pholidota, Manidae.
CGUCACGGCCAGCCUCGUUCGGAUGCAACCGGCGGGAGUUUUUCAAAAUGGGAGCGCGGAGGCGCCGCCCAGGCUUCGGAAGGUGCCCGGGAGACCUUUCGGUGGCUUUGCUGUCGUCGCCAGGAGCGGCGGCCUAGUAAGCCGAGCCUGAUGGGCGCCAAAAUCGGCUGGCUGCUUGGAGCGCUGCCUCGACGGAACUACGUGACGGAAGCUAAUCCGGGAAGGACAGGCAGGGGCCUGGAAAUAUGGCGACCUGCAUCGGAGAGAAGAUCGAGGAUUUUAAAGUUGGAAAUCUGCUUGGUAAAGGAUCAUUUGCUGGUGUCUACAGAGCCGAGUCCAUUCACACUGGUUUGGAAGUUGCAAUCAAAAUGAUAGAUAAGAAAGCCAUGUACAAAGCUGGAAUGGUACAGAGAGUACAGAAUGAGGUGAAAAUACAUUGCCAAUUAAAGCAUCCUUCUAUAUUGGAGCUGUAUAACUAUUUUGAAGAUAACAAUUAUGUGUACCUAGUAUUAGAAAUGUGCCAUAAUGGAGAAAUGAACAGGUAUCUAAAGAACAGAAUGAAACCAUUCUCAGAAAAUGAAGCUCGACACUUCAUGCACCAGAUCACCACAGGAAUGUUGUAUCUCCAUUCUCAUGGUAUAUUACACCGGGACCUGACACUUUCUAACCUCUUACUCACACGAAAUAUGAACAUCAAGAUUGCUGAUUUUGGGCUGGCAACUCAGUUGAAAAUGCCACAUGAAAAGCACUAUACAUUAUGUGGAACUCCUAAUUACAUUUCACCAGAAAUUGCAACACGAAGUGCACAUGGACUUGAAUCUGAUGUUUGGUCCUUGGGCUGUAUGUUUUAUACAUUGCUUAUUGGAAGACCACCUUUUGACACUGACACAGUCAAGAAUACAUUAAAUAAAGUAGUACUGGCAGAUUAUGAAAUGCCAACUCUUUUGUCAAGAGAGGCCAAGGACCUCAUUCACCAGUUACUUCGUAGAAACCCAGCAGAUCGUUUGAGUCUGUCUUCAGUAUUAGACCAUCCUUUUAUGUCCCGAAAGUCUUCAACAAAAAGUAAAGAUUUAGGAACUGUAGAAGACUCAAUUGAUAGUGGACAUGCCACAAUUUCUACUGCAAUUACGGCUUCUUCAAGUACCAGCAUAAGUGGUAGUUUAUUUGACAGAAGAAGACUUUUGAUUGAUCAGCCACUCCCAAAUAAAAUGACUGUAUUCCCAAAGAAAAAUUCAAGUGACUUUUCUUCUUCAGGAGAUGGGAACAGUUUUUAUACUCAGUGGGGAAAUCAAGAACGACAAACCAGAAAUAAUGGAAGGGGAAGAGUAAUCCAAGAUGCAGAAGAAAGGCCACAUUCUCGAUACCUACGUAGAGCCCAUUCCUCUGAUAGAUCCAGCACUUCCAAUAGUCAGUCUCGAGCAAAAACAUAUACAAUGGAACGAUGUCACUCAGCAGAAAUGCUUGCAAAAUCCAAAAGACCAGGAGUAGAUGAGAGUGAAGAAAGAUGCUCACUCACAAACAGCAAUGUCAAUAUUUUUCACUUCUUUAAAGAAAAGACAUCCAAUAGUUCCGGAUCUUUUGAAAGACCUGAUAAUGAUCAAGCACUCUCCAAUCAUCUUUGUCCAGGAAAAACUCCUUUUCCAUUUUCAGACAAGACAUCUCAGACUGAAAUGGUGCAACAGUGGUUUGGGAAUCUGCAAAUAAAUGCCCAUUUAAAAGAAACUACUGAGCACAACAGCAUUAACCCAAACAGAGAUUUCCAGGGCCAUCGAGAUGUGCGAGAUACGUCAAGAAAUGCCUGGACUGACAUAAGAGCGAAAAACAGCCCUGAUGCUUCUGACGAUGUGCAUUCUGCAAAACAGCUGAAUACCAUGAAAUAUACGACUGCAUUUCACAGUAAACCCGAGAUAAUUCAACAAGAGUCCAUUUUUGGCUUAGACCCUCUUUCUGAACAAAGCAAGACUAGAGGCGUGGAGCCACCAGUGGGUUAUCAGAAACGUACAUUACGAAGCAUUACAUCUCCUUUGACUGCUUAUAGGUUAAAACCAAUCAGACAGAAAACCAAAAAGGCUGUGGUAAGCAUACUUGAUUCAGAAGAGGUAUGUGUGGAGCUUCUAAAGGAGUAUACAUCUCAAGAAUAUGUGAAAGAAGUUCUUCAAAUAUCUAGUGAUGGAAAUAUGAUCACCAUUUAUUAUCCAAAUGAUGGAAGAGGUUUUCCUCUUGCUGAUAGACCGCCCUUACCUACUGACAACAUCAGUAGCUAUAACUUUGACAAUUUACCAGAAAAGUAUUGGCGAAAAUAUCAAUAUGCUUCCAGAUUUGUACAGCUUGUAAGGUCUAAAUCUCCAAAAAUCACUUAUUUUACAAGAUAUGCUAAAUGCGUUUUGAUGGAGAAUUCCCCUGGUGCUGAUUGUGAGGUUUGGUUUUAUGAUGGAACAAAGAUACACAAAACAGAAGAUCUUAUUCAGGUGAUUGAAAAGACUGGGAAAUCUUACACCUUAAAAGGUGAAAGCGAAGGUAACAGCUUGAAAGAAGAUAUAAAAACGUACAUGGAUCAUGCUAAUGAGAGCCAUCGCAUUUGUUUAGCACUGGAAUCCAUAAUUUCAGAAGAGGAAAAGAAAAGUGGCAGUGCUCCGUUUUUCCCAAUAAUCAUAGGAAGAAAACCUGGUAGUACUAGUUCACCAAUAUCACCUCCUCCUCCUAUGGAUCUAGACUACCCAAUGAGAGAGAGACCGUCUUUGAAUAGAAUGGUCUUCAAUAGUGCUACUUCUAAACAGGCACCAGUACUUAAUCCUUCUAUAGUUAAAAAUGAUGGACUUGGACUUACAACUACAGCCUUUGGAACAAACAUCUCUUCUACUAGUGUAAAAGAUUGUCUUCCUAAAACAGCACAACUUAUGAAAUCUGUUUUUGUGAAAAAUGUUGGUUGGGCCACACAGUUAACUACUGGUGCCGUGUGGGUUCAGUUUAAUGAUGGAUCACAGUUGGUCGUACAGGCAGGAGUGUCUUCUAUCAGUUACACUUCACCAAAUGGUCAGACAACUAGGUAUGGAGAAAAUGAAAAAUUACCAGAAUACAUCAAACAGAAAUUACAGUGUCUUUCUUCCAUCCUUUUGAUGUUUUCUAAUCCAACUCCUAGUUUUCCCUGACUAAAGCUCCCUUUAGAUACAUAAAUUUAAUAAAUAACAUUUUUGUUGGCUUUCAAGUGAAGUGACUUUUUUUAAAUUUAAUAUAGCUUCCUCAGAAAGCCUUUUUACAAAAGAAUUUAAUCUAUACCAUAAUGGAUGUAUUUUAAUGAGAGAACAAAGCAAAAUAAAACUUGAAUCACUUAAAAAAUGUAGUGGUCAUAGAUUAAAAUAGUACAUCUACCUUUUUCCUGAGAACCUGUACCCCCAAACUUAUGAUGAUCAUAUACUUGUACUGAACAAUCUCUUGAAAGUAAAAAUAUUAAUGGUCUGUGGAAUAUUUUUGCUUUUAUUAUUUACUCCUCAGACAUGUUGAGAAUCAUAGACAAAACUUGGUGGAGUUUUUUAAAAUUUUUGAACAUGUAAAUAAUGUGUAUGUUAUAAGCAACAUAUGUAAACAUGUAUAUUUGUUUUAUAUUUAUUUUUGUAGCAUCAGUUUCUGA